CCUGAGCUUUGGAUGACACUUUUCAAGUGGCUACGACUAAGGACUGUACACCCAAUAUUAUUGGCGCUUAUUCUGAGCAUGGCUGUGCCCACUAUAAUAGGUCUCAGUUUAUGGAAAGAGUUCUUCCCAAGACUAAUGACAGAAUUAACAGAACUGCAGGAGUUCUAUGACCCAGAUACAGUGGAACUCAUGACCUGGAUAAAAAGGCAAGCUCCACUGACUGCUGUGUUUGCAGGGAGUCCACAGCUGAUGGGUGCAAUUAAAUUAUGCACUGGAUGGAUGGUGACAAGCUUGCCUCUCUACAACGACGAUGAUCUUCUCAAGAGAAAUGAAAAUAUCUAUCAAAUCUAUUCAAAGCGGUCUGCUGAGGAUGUUUAUAAAAUACUGACAUCCUACCAGGCUAAUUACCUCAUUGUAGAGGAUGCCAUCUGCAAUGAGGUGGGAACCACAAGAGGCUGUAGGGUUAAAGACUUGCUGGAUGUUGCAAAUGGCCAUGUGGUUUGUGAAGAAGGUGACAAGCUAACCUAUUCGAAAUAUGGACGAUUUUGUCACGAGGUAAAAAUUAACUAUUCUCCAUAUGUGAAUUAUUUCACUAGAGUGUACUGGAACAGAUCCUACUUUGUGUAUAAAAUCAACACUGUGAUAUCCUUCCAGUCUUGAAAAAUAACAGGGCCUUCACUUUGAAGACUUGUGCCACGUGAAAUAAAGUGAUUU
Ochotona princeps (American pika) is the source of this 714-nucleotide messenger RNA. RefSeq names its product probable C-mannosyltransferase DPY19L4. The record is from RefSeq and is a predicted model, not a curated record. Gene Ontology annotation, cellular component: nuclear inner membrane. Gene Ontology annotation, molecular function: mannosyltransferase activity. The transcript has a single exon. Lineage: Eukaryota; Metazoa; Chordata; Mammalia; Lagomorpha; Ochotonidae. The coding region runs from base 13 to 660 and encodes 215 amino acids.